UUAUUUGGGUCCUGCAGCCUUACUCGUUCGAACUCAAAGACGCUGAUUUAGACUUUUAGAGCUCGUCCCUGAGUUGCCCUUCGUUGUCUUCUUUUGCUCUGCGCAACCGCGACACUCCAUCUACAUCUCUUUCCCCUGGUUUAACACAAAAGACUUGCACCCUCUCUGUGUCUCUCUCCAAUAAACAGACACAUAUUGACAUAUACAUAUAGUCCAAAAACCCUAAAUCAAGCAGAGCAUAUAGAUAUAAAUCUGUAUAUAUCUAUCCAUGGAUGACGGCGAGGGUGGUCUGAGCUUCGACUUCGAGGGAAACCUUGACGCGGGACCCACUCACCCCACCGCCUCCGUCCCGGUAAUCCAGUCUGAUAGUUCAUCCACCGCGGUGGCUGCCGUCGUUAAUAACUUUGCCACUCCGGCGGCCACAGAGCAUGCGGCAGGACCCAACCGGCGGAGCUACCGGCAGACCGUGUGCCGGCACUGGCUUCGCAGCCUAUGCAUGAAAGGGGACGCCUGUGGCUUCCUCCACCAGUACGACAAGUCUCGAAUGCCUAUUUGCCGGUUUUUCCGGCUUUACGGAGAGUGUAGAGAGCAAGAUUGUGUGUAUAAACAUACCAAUGAAGAUAUAAAGGAGUGUAAUAUGUAUAAGUUGGGGUUUUGUCCAAAUGGUCCCGACUGUCGGUACAGGCAUGUAAAGCUGCCUGGGCCUCCACCUCCUAUGGAAGAAGUUCUGCAAAAGAUUCAGCAGCUGACUUCCUACAGUUAUGGAAACUCAAAUAGGUUCUUCCAAAACCGGAAUGCAAAUUAUCCUCAACAAACAGAUAGAUCUCAGUUUGCACAAGGUGCCAAUGGUGUCAAUCAAGUUGUAAAACCUACAACAACAGAGUCCCCUAAUGUGCAGCAGCAGCAGCAGCAACAAGAAGUUCAACAGUCCCAACAACAGGUUAGCCAGGUCCAUGUACAAAAUCUUUCCAGUGGCCAGCAAAAUCAAACCAAUAGAACUGCGACACCCCUGCCUCAAGGAAUAUCUAGGUGUGUUCAGAGUUCAAAGGUUUUCAUUUAGGUCAUGUAUAUCAUCACUUCUUGUACUCAAAUGUGGACACCGUUUGAGAGGAGUAUCCAAAUAUGUCAGUUGUAAUUGGUUUCUUAAGAGCCCACAUCAGUAACCGUACUGGUCUUUACACGUUAACAUUUAAUCC
Ilex paraguariensis (yerba mate) is the source of this 1196-nucleotide messenger RNA. NCBI's taxonomy places the organism in Eukaryota, Viridiplantae, Streptophyta, Magnoliopsida, Aquifoliales, Aquifoliaceae. The record is from the annotation of a GenBank genome assembly.